AUGUUUUCGAGUGUAUAUUCCCAAACAUGUCGUGGAAUCUCUCAAUAUGGUAAAUGUUCAACCAAUAAUGAUUGUGGUUGUCUACCUUUGGCAGCUUCUGAGAAUGGCGGUAUUUGUGGUUUUCUUUGGGUAGAUUGUUCUCGUCUUGAUCCAUGUCGAACUUCUGAUAAUACUUGUGAAAAACUUGAUCAUAUGUGCGUUCAUCAUCAGUGUAAAAAUGGUCCUGUUUGUUAUCCAUUGUCAAUGAUUGAUCAACGAAUCUGUCCACCAAUGGAGGCUACACCUUCACCAUCAAUACCUAAUGACGGUAUCUGUACAACAGCAACAUGGAGUCGACAAGGUAUUACUGUAGCUGGUGGCUAUGCUUGGGGCAAUGGACUAAACCAACUUUAUUAUCCUAUGGGAAUUUUUGUCGAUGCAAAUCGAACUGUUUAUGUAGCAGAUUCCAACAACGCCCGAAUAGUCAAAUGGACACAAAAUGCUACAUUUGGUCAGAUAGUUGCAGGUGGAUUCGGAGCAGGAGGUGGUACAGCACAGUUAUACGGUCCUAUGGAUCUUGUCGUCGAUAAAUCUGGCUCAAUCUACAUCACUGACACCUUUAAUAAUCGAGUGCAAAAAUGGAAUCGAAAUGCUCAAGUGGGUGAAACAAUUAUUAUAGUACAGCGUCCUAUUGGUCUAGCAUUAGAUGAUGAAGAAUCACUUUAUGUAUCUGCAUCUUAUUGGUCGAAAGAUUUGCUAAAAUUGCGUAAGGGUGACAAACAUGGAUCUGUCAUUGCUUCUAAUUUACCUGAACUCUUCUAUUUGUUUGCGCAUCGAAAUCGAUCUAUUUAUGCGGCAGAUAAAAACAAUGGUCGAAUAUUAAAAUUCGAUGAAGGCAAAGCACAAAUUUCAGUUGCUAUUGGUGAAUUACAAAGUCUUGGCGUACCUCAAUUAGCAUUUCCGUCCUCUGUUGUUGUUGAUCAAUCCGGUACUAUGUAUGUCGUUGAAUACGGAAAUCAUCGUGUCACACGAUGGUUACCUGGAGCAAAAACAGGCAUUGUAAUUGCGGGUGGUCGUGGUCAAGGUUAUCAAUCUGAUCAACUUAAUCUUCCUACUGAUAUAGCAUUUGAUCUUGAUGGAAAUCUUUAUGUUGCAGAUUACGGAAAUCAUCGAGUACAAAAGUUUGCUAUUGAUAAGACAUCAUGUCAAUAG
Rotaria sp. Silwood2 is the source of this 1191-nucleotide messenger RNA. NCBI's taxonomy places the organism in Eukaryota, Metazoa, Rotifera, Eurotatoria, Philodinida, Philodinidae. The record is from the annotation of a GenBank genome assembly.